AUGCUUCGCUCCGCGACCCAGGUUCUUGUUGCUCUGCUGCUUGUGCCUUCAUCGGCCCUGCGCGACGACGCUGCAAAGUCCGAGGAGCAUUUGGAAGAUGCCAUUCAGGAGAUCUCCGAUUUGACAGCCACAAGAGGAGUGAAUUUGGUGGCAAAUGUAGGCUUCGACGAGAGGAUGGUCGGGCUGAUCCCUCAAUUUGUUCACGAGUGCGGCUCCAAACCUGACUUCAACCAAUGGGCUGCGUGCGUCGCACAGAAUGCGCAGGCCAUGGACCCGGCCAAUUUCUACGUGGCCAUUGCGGGCAAGGCAGCGAUUCCCAGGACCAUGGGCUCGAGUAUGGCACACUUGAGCAAUCUUCACUUCCAGACCGGGUCGAACAAUGUCCAGGUCUUCAGAUGGCCGUUGCAGAGGUAG
Messenger RNA from Symbiodinium sp. CCMP2592, 414 nucleotides. The record is from the annotation of a GenBank genome assembly. Lineage: Eukaryota; Dinophyceae; Suessiales; Symbiodiniaceae.